Messenger RNA from Leptosia nina, 5544 nucleotides. The record is from the annotation of a GenBank genome assembly. Lineage: Eukaryota; Metazoa; Arthropoda; Insecta; Lepidoptera; Pieridae.
AUGCUCCGGAUCGCAUUUCGGGUCUUAUUUGUUACGUAUGCAGCGAACAGUGUGUGGGGAGACACAUCACAAGAGGUACCUCUGGGGCCCGUCUUUGCGUCGGAGCCCCCUGGAGUGGUGCAAUAUGCAAGCAGAAUAGGGGCCCGUCUUAUAUGCAGUGCCACAGGUGACCCAAGUUUGGCCCCUCCUGUCGUCACAUGGCUUGCUGAUGAUGGAACUGUGCUCACUGACCUAUCAGGCAUUAGGCAUGUACAUUCAAACGGUACAUUGGAAUUGUUUCCCAAUGCUGGAGCCGCGGGGAUACACGGCACAGUUAGGUGUCGGGCUAGCAAUGCUCACGGUACUCUGAUCUCCAGAGAUGUGCACCUCAUCCCAGUCGGUGAAGGUCCUUGGGAGGUCUCAGUAGAGGGGGCAGCUGUGCUUGCGGGCGGAGUGGCAGCGCUUGCUUGCCGAGUCACGGGUGCUCCGGCUCGUGUCAAGCUAUGGUAUCGUGACGAUACCGUCAUCGCGCUGCCGUCGCCCUCGCCAGAUUCCAGGUAUCUUAGCGCGGGUGACACGCUUCUCAUUCGUGAUGUGUCUCCAGCCGAUGCAGGCCCCUACAGCUGUUCAGCAAGACACGAGCUGACGGCGCUGACUCGUCGCUCUCCCCCCGCCCUCCUGCAAGUACUCUCAAACUCGAUGACGACCGGGACGGCGCCGCGGGCAGUCCCAGCUCGGGAUCUCUCUGUCCCACUUGGAGCCCCCUUUCUGCCUUCCGUGCGCCGCGGCUGCGCCAUCUCCACCACCUCACUUCACAUUCUGCAACAAACCGGAAGGUUUGAAGGGGACACGGGGAAGUUGGAUGACCCAAAACCUCCACAAGUGGAAAUGGGGAAAUGGGUGAAAUGGUGGUAUCGAGAGAGCGAUGGUCGACUGAAGCCGGCGGACGAGGGCGAAGACACGUGGCGUUGGGCGGGAGGGGCGGCGCUGUGCGUCAGACGCGCCGCCUAUGUACACGACGGCGCGUGGCUCUGUAAAGCGUACAACGUCUUUGGAGAUGCGUCAGCGCAGACUCGCGUUGACUUGCAGCAUGAUCUUGUGGUUGAGGUGCGACCGAGAGCGAUUGCGGCUGAGGCGGGCGCCACCAUUCGCCUUAACUGCACUGCGAGCCGCCCUGGUGCCCGCCUGCAGUGGCUACACGACGGAGCACCCUUAGGUGCAGGAGGGGCACAACUCGUGUUGAGAGGGGCGGCUCGCGCUCACCGUGGGAUUUACCAGUGCCUUGCUAGGGAUGGACUACGAAGCGCCCAGGCCGCUGCGGAGAUUCGCCUCGGAGAGUCUCCACCCGAGCUGCAGUACACAUUCAUUGAGCAAGCGGUCCGCGCUGGAGCCGCCGUAACAUUGCGUUGCGCCGCCGCUGGCGCCCCUCCGCCUACCAUUCGUUGGCUGCUUGAUGAGCAGCCACUUGAGCGCCACUUGGCGGCGCGGCAGUACGCCUUACGCGAAGAGCGAGGUGCGGCAGGGGAAGUUGCGUCCAUCUUAAAGAUGGCGGCUGUAAGAGCAGCCGAUGGGGGCCGUUACUCAUGCCGUGCCUCGAACUCGCUCGGUGUAGUGGCUCAUUCAGCCCGCCUUAACGUUUACGGAGCGCCGUCCAUUCGCGCUUUAGGAGCGGUGCGCGCAGUCGCCGGCGAGAACUUCACGCUGCUCUGUCCUUACGCCGGAUAUCCGAUCAGCUCGGUGCGUUGGACGGGCGGGGUGUUGGUGGGUUCGGGCGUGGGUGGAGGGGGGCGGGUGUGGACGCGUAACGAGGUUCUUCGUUUGGGGCCAGCGCUGCCUUCAGACGCCGGGCGUUACGUGUGUACAGUCACUGCGACGUCCCACACACCGGCUGUUAGGGAUUUCGAGAUACAAGUCACCAACCCACCGAAGAUAUCACCGUUUAUGUUUUCGCCCGAACUGAUGGAGGGCAGCUCGGCUCAAGUGUUGUGCGGCGUGUCCUCAGGAGACAAACCCAUAUUCUUCUCUUGGCUGAAGGAUGGGAAACCAUUACCAUCUGACUUACAGAUCGAGGAGAAAAGCCUAAACGAAUUUUCUCUGCUAAUGUUUUCGGAACUCCGUGCUGCCCACAGCGGCCACUACACAUGCCGUGUCUCAAAUCACGCCGCCACAGUCAACUAUACAGCUCUUCUUACUGUCAAUGUGGCUCCGAGCUGGACGACGGAACCACUCGACACCGCAGUGUUGCUAGGUGCUCCUCUGCACAUCGAAUGUUCCGCUAGAGGUCAUCCUACGCCACGCGUCAACUGGUAUAGAAAAAUAGAAGGCGCAAGCGACGUAGAAGGUUCAGAACGGUGGGAGCGCGCGAGUGAGGGAGCAGGACGGGCUACUCUUGAAGCACCCGUUGCGUCUCGCUCGCACCGAGCCCUCUACCGAUGCGCAGCUGACAAUGGCGUCGGGUCUUCACUCGUAAAAGACGUCAACGUCACCGUGCACGAGCCGGCGAACUUUGGCACGUCGAGCGACGCGUCUCGCAACGUGUCCACCGUCCGCGGCGACAGUGCCUCGCUGAGUUGUCUCGCGCGCGGCGAUCCUCCGUUAAGCGUACAUUGGACCCACCGAGAUACAAGACUUGAUCUUGACAGUUACCGAUGGAGGAUAUCAGAAGUGCGUACAGCAGACGGCGUACGCUCUACACUACAGCUGCGAUCAGCGGAUCGGGGUGACGCGGGCGAGUACAAGUGCCACGCGAGGAACCGCUUCGGCCGAAGCGAACUGCUGCUCUACUUGCGCGUGAUCGAACCGCCUCCAACGCCAACUACCCUCCGUCUCGGUGCACUUGGUGCGACAUGGGCUCGUGUACGAUGGCGGGGUCAACUUGCGUCUGACACGCAUUAUAGUGCUGUAGCUUCUCCGUUGCAUUCGUCUGCUGCUCUUCAUUUCAACCUCACUGUGGAUCAAGCUGCUGAUAAAGCAGCGGCAUUGGAGGAAGUAGGUUCCUUAAGCGCUCGUAUCGACAAUUUGCGGCCCGCGACUGCUUAUUCUCUUCGGCUCACAGCCUCCAAUGGCGUCGGGCGCUCACCCCAGUCUGAAUCUCUCCUCUUCACCACGCUUGAAGAAGUUCCAGAUGCCAUUCCGAAAAACCUUCGCGUCAGAGCGACGGAAGGGGGCGAUCUGCACGUCUCCUGGGCUGCUCCAGGACGAGAAGGUUGGAAUGGAGAACUGCUGGGGUACGCGGUAUAUUGGCGGGAGGCGGAUGGGGCGCGGAGCGGCAAAAUUGUGUGGCGUGGAUCCGGAUCCACCGAGCUAACUUUGAGCGGGCUACGCGCAAGGACACGUCAUUCGCUAUACGUACGCGCCUUUAACCGCGCCGGCCCCGGACCUCCUUCGCGGACUCUGGAGGCGCUCACCAUUGCACACGCUAUAUCAGAGGCUCCGACGUCGGUGCGUUGUGAAGCAAUGUCGGUGAGGGCGCUCCGCGUGCGCUGGGCGCCUCCGCCCGGUGAGGCCGAUCUCGCUCACCAUAUUCUUGGAUACGACAUCUUUUAUGCCCCAGUUGAUCUCGCGUUGGCAAACGGGGGUGCGGCGCGCAAAGUCUCGGUGUCAGCGACCACCGGUAAUGAGGCGACGGUGUCUGGUCUAGUCGCUGGAACGAAUUAUUCAAUAAGUGUGCGGGGACGGACAGCGACCGCCGCUGGUCCUCCUUCUAUCGAGAUAUACUGCUCUACCAGAGAGGACGUUCCGGGUGCGCCGGAGUACGUGCGUGCUGUGGGGGCAUCAGCUCAGUCGGUACGCGUGUCUUGGUGUGCUCCACGAGCAGAGCUGCGUGGAGGUCGUCUUUCCCACUACACCCUAUAUACGAGGGAACUCGGAAAGGUAGGCGGUGAAUGGUCGCAGCGUGUUCCGGCUGGCGCCGACGAAGUGCAAGCAUGGAGCGACGUGGGAGGCCUACGAGAGGGCGCCCUAUACGAGUUUUGGGUGCGGGCCGCAACCGCACAUGGUGCGGGGGCUCCCUCUCGCGCGGUCACUGCUGCGCCUCGGCAUAUACCGUCAGCUCGCAUCACGUCGAUCGGCACGGUGGCGGUGGUGGCUUUGGGCGCCCGCGUACGUCUCGCGUGUGCAGCCCUCGGUGGCCCCCCCUUGCACAGGCGCUGGACUCCGCUUCCGCCCCACCACACACUUACCGACACCGGGGACUUGAUAGUUCACAAGAUGGGGGAGCAAUGGUCCCGUAACUACACUUGCUCGGUACGAAACACCGCCGGGGGCGAUGCGGUGCAGCACGCGGUACGUUGCGUGCGCCCCCCACCCGCUCCAUCACCGCGCCUCGCUCGCUCCACAACUCAUCGUUUAGCUCUAGCAUGGGAUCCCCCACCCAUUGGAGGCUCGCAUGCUCCUGUGCUACGCUACACGGUACACUGGCGUGGUGAACAGGGGGAAAGAGGGGAAAUCUCGACGGGUGCCGGUGAGGGCGAGGUGCGAGCUGAAGUGGGGGACCUGGCCUGUGGAGCGUCCUAUGUGCUGUGGGUACAGGCGCAUACCACGCUCGGUGUCACGCCGCCCUCUACCGAAUUGCACUUACGAACAAGAGGAGAUAAGGCAACGGCACCGCCAGCCAAAGAAUGCAUCUGGUCGAACAGCAGUUCUCUACGCGUCUCGUUGCUGGCGUGGGGGAGCCGCUGCCCAGUACUCAGCUGGCGGGCCUCCUACCGCCUCGCCCGUGCCGCUCGCUGGACGGACCUCGCUAGCGACGGCGAGGUCCUUCACAUGACUGAAUUGGAACCUGCUACAUGGUACGAGAUCCGUCUGCUCGCCCGUUCUUCCGCCGGCGAAACCUCCGCCCUCUAUCGGGCUGCCACCAGAACGAACACGGGAGAAGAAAUAGGCGAACCGAUAGAUCUGCCGCUAGAAGACGCCGUUGAUGCGGCAGAGAGUGCCGAGGGCGUUGCUGAAGGUGGAACGGGUCGACCAUUCGCAGUGGCAGCGUUAUGCGGAGGCGCACUGCUUUCGCUGCUGGUGGUAGGAUUCGCGGCAGCGCUCGCUUGUGCUCAUAGACGACGACGCUCGCCUCCGCUCCGCUGCACUCCAACGCAUUUGCCCCAUAAUGGAAAGACGGCUGACCACUCAGACGCGGACCAUAUGCAUGAGAUCAGCCCUUACGCUACGUUCAGCAUGUCGUCGGGUGCGUGCGAACCGACUACAGGCGCGCGUUCUGAGUCCGGAGCGCGCUCGUGUGCUUUGCACUUGCGUUCGUUCGUUAGGUCGCCCGUCGGGCUCGCCGCGCCCCCUCCACGUCCCCACUUACUUGCACAGCCGAAUGAAUAUGGUAGCUGUAGCUUGCGCGAGAGUGACUCAGAAUCGAGUGGUUCGCCUUGCGCCGCGUGCGCAGCCGAACUUUAUCGCCUUCCAGCAGCUCAUCUCUCCGACACUUUACCAGCCGCUGAGUCAAGCACCGAAGACGGCUCGUACGGGUCUCGUCGAGUAAGAGGGAACAGACGCCCCACGCCAAAACCUAAUAUCAGGUACACCCCACCCCCUGGCCCUGCGGGACGAGCCGCCGGACACUAA